Messenger RNA from Pristis pectinata (smalltooth sawfish), 1702 nucleotides. RefSeq names its product parvin, gamma (gene parvg). Lineage: Eukaryota; Metazoa; Chordata; Chondrichthyes; Rhinopristiformes; Pristidae. The record is from RefSeq and is a predicted model, not a curated record. The coding region runs from base 197 to 1168 and encodes 323 amino acids. The transcript has 14 exons. Gene Ontology annotation, cellular component: cytoplasm; actin cytoskeleton; focal adhesion. Gene Ontology annotation, molecular function: actin binding. Gene Ontology annotation, biological process: substrate adhesion-dependent cell spreading; establishment or maintenance of cell polarity; cell projection assembly.
AUUUAGAAACGUCACUGCAGACAAGCUCAACAGUGAUACUUUCAUUACAGUUACAUUUUUGUUCAAAGUGAAGGAGGUGAAUGGAGAAUGUGAGGAUGAUGAUUAAUUAUUUCUGAUGGUGCAAAAUUUCAAGGAGCUUCUCUGAAAACUAUCUCAUCUCCAGAGUACUAGACGAUCAAAGGUGAAGCCAUGUGAAAUGGAUUCCUCUUUUGCUAAUCUUUUUGCCGGCUUUGAGGAAGUUAAAGAAUCUACAAAAAUUGACAUUCCUCUAGGCGAGAAAAGAAAGUUCAUACCACCUGCUUCACUGAAGAACCCUAAGUUGGAAGAAUUAAUGACGUUUCUCAUUGAUUGGAUCAAUGCCACAUUGAAGGAAGAUCACAUUGUUGUUAAGUCACUGGAGGAAGACCUGUAUGAUGGAUUAGUGCUGCACCAUCUGUUAGUACAUUUAGGUAAAGUCAACCUGGAUGUAGAAGAAAUUGCAUUGUCUGCCAGUGCACAGAAACAGAAAUUGAGUGUUGUGUUGGAUAGAGUGAACCAGCUUCUCCAAGUUACAGAGGAUGACUAUCUGAACUGGAAUGCAGACUUGAUCCAUAACAAGGACUUGAUUGCCACUUUGCAUCUCCUCGUUGCCAUUGCAAAGCUUUUCAGACCUGACAUUCCCCUUCCAGAAAAUGUGUGCCUAGAAGCAUUAAUCAUUGAGAUUGACAAAACAGGAAUAAAAACAACAAAACACUUGGAAUGUAUCACAGAGAAAAGAAGGGAUGAUGAAGAACAAAAUCAAACACAGGAAACAGACAAUAUUAAUGACCUCUUUAAGCUCAAGUCUGACAAAAUUAAAGUGGUGCAACAGGCAUUGCUUCAUUUCGUUAACAAACAUGUGGGAAGGCUUGGUGUGACUGUGAAGGAUCUUAGCACACAGUUUUCCAAUGGAGUGAUCUUGAUUCUAUUAAUUGGACAGCUAGAAGGCUAUUUCAUUCAUCUAAGUGAAUAUUAUUUAAACCCCUCGGAUGACAAAGAAAAGCUUCACAAUGUCUCUUUUGUGCUGGGGCUUCUUGAAGACGGAGGACUGUUAAAUUAUCCAAUCAAUCCUCAAGACAUUGUAAACUUGGACACCAAGGCCACAAUCCGGAUCUUGCAUUGCUUGUUUGCUAAGUACAAGGACAAGUGAAGGAGAGCAGAGAAUAUCAUGCAGCAUGAAAGAAAACUUCAACCAAGUUGAUUGCAGGUCAUCAGAUUGAGAAAGGAAAGAGACUUGUGUUGUAACAUACUAUAAACAUCUUAGUGGUUAAAGGUUUCAUACAUCCUCUGCAUAAAAUAUUAAAACAAUUGCCUAAUUAUCUUCACACAAUUAGCUGAAAUUAACUGCAGCACAAUUUUGCUUAGAAUUUAUAAUUCAUACAAAAUUUAUAAAGAUAAAGUAACACUCUCUGAGUUAAAUCUUUUUAAAUAAAACCUAAUGGCAAAUUACUUAGUUAAUGUGCAAACAUUAAUCUGGGAUCAUUAAGAACUGAAUAACAUUUCACAGAAGUAAAUAAUUCAGCCUUUGUUUAAUUCUUCCCCUCAUUGUCAGUGGGAUUUAACAAGCCUCUGUUUUCUCUGUUUUUGUUGCAGUGAGCUCAAUUGUAUUGUGACUUAAUGCAAUGUCAUUCUCAAAGGCUCAGUGCUGUCUAGCCAAAUACAUGAGGAAUUAUACAGCGAUAAA